AUGAAAUCACAUGGCCAUAUGCUGAGCUGGCCCUACCCUUCACUGGUCCAGGGAAUGCUGGCCUUGCCUUUUGCUGGACACUGCAGCAGAAAGCGGGUCCUGACCUUCAUAGGAGAGCUGGCCCCUGCACUUGAGAAGAUGACCCCAUGCCUUACCACAGGAGAGGAUCCAGAGUCCCUGAGGUCCUCUGUUCUUAGAGCUGAAGUUUACUUCCUUCUCACCGUGGAGAUCUUCAUUCUGCUCUCCUUGGCUCUCUUUUCAGAUGCCAUAGUCAUAGACAAAAAGGUGAAGUCAGGCAUUGAGCUGGACACAGUUUCUGCUAACUGUAACUAUGAUGCCCACUACAAGGACCACACCAAGUACUGGUGCCUGGGCUAUUUCAGGGACUCGUGCAACAUUGUUGCCCUCACCCGGAACAGCACCAACCGUGUGGUCUUGAAGGACACAGGAAGCCAACUCAUCAUCAGGGUGUCCCACCUGGUUAAGGAGGACACAGGCUGGUACUGGUGUGGUAUCCAGCAGGACUUUGCCAGAGAUGACAUGGAUUUUACACAGCUGAUAGUGACUGACAACAGAGAUGGCUGGGCCAUUGAUUUUUUACCUGGUAAAGAGACUGGCAGGGGAUCUUUGAAAGGGGACAGAAACCUUAGCUGUAGGACUUCUAACGCUAUCCAAAAGGCAGAGGGCUCCAGAAUGUCCAUUCCGAUUAUUUGCAUACUGGUUACUGGUUUGUGGAUCAUCUUUAUAAUCAGUCAUUUAUCUAGGGGAAGGAGAAGCCAAAGGAAUAGAGGAGUAGGCAACGAUUUGAAGUUCUUUCCACAUGUCUUGACUGAGGAAAUGGCUCAAACUGAACACACGUGA
Molecule: messenger RNA, 861 nt
Organism: Onychomys torridus (southern grasshopper mouse)
Lineage: Eukaryota; Metazoa; Chordata; Mammalia; Rodentia; Cricetidae
Gene: Tmigd3
Product: transmembrane and immunoglobulin domain containing 3
Cellular component (GO): plasma membrane
Molecular function (GO): transmembrane signaling receptor activity
Source: RefSeq, a predicted model, not a curated record